AUGGAAGGUUUAGAAAUUCCAAAUUUGCCAUCGGAUCAACAAACCGUAAAUGGAUCAACUUCAGAUCAUGAAAAUGAUGACCCAGAGUUUCAACCAUCUGUAUCAUCUUUGGAACAAAGAAUUGAAAAUCCAGAAAAGUUUCUUUAUACUGAACUUAUUAGAGCUAAUCUUGGUGAAAGAGCAGCUUCUAUUAUUGAUUUAUUAAUCUCAUUGGGAAGAUUAUCUAUUCGUGAAAUGCACAACUGGUUAAAUAGGAAUCUGGCUACUUAUUCUUCAAGUACUGAAAAGGAAUGGUCUAUCAAAGAUAUUAAGACUACAAUUGUCCCAUUAAUUCAAUUAAGAUGUUUAAAAUAUUUUGAAGAAACAUCAUUCUCCGGGAAAAAAACAACUUACUACUAUUACAAUGAAGAUGGUCCACUUUUAAUGCUAUAUUCAGGUUUAAUUAUCGAAGAAAUGAACAGAUUAUAUCCGCCAAACUCAGAAGAGUCUGAUAUUUCAGCUGCACAAAUUAUUCAAAACGUAUUGACAGUUGGUUCUAUUUCAUUAUCAGAGUUUUCUGAAAAUUUGACUGAGGAUUCUAAAAUUUCAAAGUAUACAGUUUCAGAAAUAUUCGUUAAAUUAUGUGAUGAUAAAUUUUUAACCCCAAUCUCUAAAUUGAACUAUACUCCCUUAGCAGAUUUUUGGACAGUCCUAUACGAUAAACAUUAUAAUGCUAUCCCAAGAACAUCUGCUUUAUCAGAUUUAAAGAAAAGAAUGGAAGCCAAAGGAAGAGCUAAAGAAGAGUUUUUAAACAUUAUCAAGAAUAAUAAUGAGCCAUCUAAGGUUAUAACUACAGAUCCACUUACAUCAUUGAGGACAGUCCACAAAAAUGUUCCUCUGACAUUUAAUAUUGAUCGGUUCUUAAAAUCAAGAAGAUCGAAACAUUUGGUUCAAUUAUCAAGAUUUAGAAUAGGUCCAAUCUCAGCACAAGUCUACAAGGCUGCCUUGAAAUUAACAGAAAAAAGAUCGGUUGAUUUAAUUCAUCCUUUGACCAAGACUGGUCUAUUGCAAGAUUUGGAUGAAGCCAUUGGUAUCCAUGAUGAUGUAACACUAAUGGAAGAAAAUGGUGCCACUUUUAAUGCCAUCGAACUUGCCAAACACCUACCUCCUGACAUCCAAUUAAAAGGUAGUCUUGUCACCCAAAAGAGAGAAACAGGAAGUAAUAAAAGAUCAAAUGAGGAACAAGACAGCUCGGUUGCUAAGAAGAAAUUAAAGACCAAAGAUGGUUUUGUCAUCCCAAGUUUACCAAAACAUGUUUCUGAAAAUAUAGGAGAUAAAGAAGAUUUAGAUAAUUCUGAUGGCGACAUGGAUAUGGAUGACGAUUUCAAUGAUACUUCAAACUCCGUUAAUUUGGUCAACAUGCAUUUAAAAUUACUCUCUACAUCUAGCAUCCCAUUCCUACAAGAGACUAGACCAGGUGUUUUCUAUGUUCCAUAUACAAAGUUGAUGCCUAUUGUAAGAUCUUCAGUGUAUGAUUACAUAAUUGCAUCUACAUUGGGUCAAUCAGCGAUGCGUAUACGUCGUUGUAUUAUUGCAAAUAGAUUAGUGUCCGAAAAAGUUAUUAAUUCUAUGGCUCUAAUGAGGGAAAAGGAUAUAAGGAGCACAAUAGCAGCCUUGAUAAAAUACAAUGUCGCCGAAAUUCAGGAAGUUCCAAGAACAAUGGAUAGAUCUGCAGCUAGAGCAGUAUUCUUAUUUAGAUCAAAAGAAAGUCAUUCCUAUAGUUUCAUGAAACAAAACUUAGAGUGGAAUUUGGCCAACCUUAUAUAUAAGAAGGAAAAGUUAAAGGAUGAAAACACAACACUGUUAACCAAGGCGAAUAGGGAAGAUGUUAAAGGUAACGAGGCAGAAUUAUUACUUUCUAGUGAACUCAACCAACUAAAGAUGGUUAACGAACGUGAAUUAACCACUUUUACAAGAUUGACAAGAGUCAUAUCUUUGUGGGAAGUUUUCAGAUUUUACGUUUAA
Maudiozyma saulgeensis is the source of this 2004-nucleotide messenger RNA. The record is from the annotation of a GenBank genome assembly. Lineage: Eukaryota; Fungi; Ascomycota; Saccharomycetes; Saccharomycetales; Saccharomycetaceae.